UCUGAAAUUAUUGAAUUGGUGCGAAGCCAAAGAAGUUGUUAACGAAAACAUUACCGGACUUGUUGACUUCCUAAUCACUACUCACUCUCCUUGGAGCAGAAAUGGAGUUGAGCUGAAUUCUGGAAGAAGCGCCACACUCCAUGCGAACCGCGCUGAAGAAAACUGUUACUCCGAGCAUCGGAGCUCCGGCGGCGCAGCUCAGACUUCGACCGGCAACAAUGGCCAGAACACGCCGGCUCGGAACCACGAUACUGAUAUUCCUGCUUUCUAUAUUCUCGUUUGGAGCUUUCACGCCAGUGUUUGCUCCGCUGCCUUCCAUAUCCUCUCCGUCUUCCCUAUCUAAAUCCAGUGACGGCGACAGGAAAUUUGAGAUCGCGGAUGAUAUGUUCUGGAAAGAUGGAAGACCUUUCCGGAUAAUUGGAGGCGAUGUGCAUUACUUUCGGACUCUUCCUGAGUACUGGGAAGAUAGAUUAUUGAGAGCAAAGGCAUUAGGAUUGAAUACAAUUCAAACUUAUGUUGCAUGGAAUUUACAUGAACCAAGACCAGGCCAAUUGACUUUUGAAGGAAUCGCAGAUAUCUUUUCAUUUUUGAGCCUUUGCCAGAAACUGGAUUUACUAGUUAUGCUUCGAAUUGGACCAUAUAUCUGUGGAGAGUGGGAUUUGGGAGGUUUUCCAGCUUGGUUGCUUGCUAUAGAACCAGCCAUUGGACUUCGAUCAUCGGACCCUGCUUUUACUAACUUGGUUGACAGAUGGUGGGGAAUAUUACUUCCAAAAGUCACCCGUUUUCUUUACGAAAAUGGAGGCCCUAUUAUAAUGGUCCAGAUUGAAAAUGAGUUUGGUUCAUAUGGAGAUGACAAGGAAUACCUUCAUCAUUUGGUGAAGUUAGCCAGAAAACACCUUGGAGAUGAUGUUGUCCUAUACACUACAGAUGGAGGUACCAGGGAAACUCUAGAGAAAGGAACUAUUCCUGGAGGUGCCGUCUUUUCAGCUGUUGACUUCUCAACUGGAGAUGAUCCAUGGCCAAUAUUUGAAUUGCAGAAAGAGUUUAAUGCACCCGGAAAGUCACCACCUCUUUCUAGUGAGUUCUAUACUGGUUGGCUGACACACUGGGGAGAGACAGCUGCAAAGACUGAUGCAGCUUUUACAGCAGCUUAUCUGGAAAAGAUUUUAGCAGGGAAUGGAUCUGUUGUCCUCUAUAUGGCACAUGGUGGAACAAACUUCGGAUUUUAUAGUGGUGCAAACACUGGUUCAGAUGAAUCUGAUUACAAACCUGAUCUUACAUCCUAUGAUUAUGAUGCACCUAUCAAAGAAUCUGGUGAUGUGGACAAUGCAAAGUACCAAGCUCUCCGAGAAGUGAUUGCUAAAUACAGUGCAACACCUCUCUCUUCAGUUCCUUCCAAUAAUGAAAAGAAAGCUUAUGGAAUUAUUAAGUUACAGAAAACUCAAUCAUUGUUUGAUGUAAUUAACUUUAAAGAUCUUGAUGGUAUGAUAGCAUCCGAAAACCCUUUGCCAAUGGAGUCUUUGGGUCAGAUGUUUGGAUUUGCGUUAUACGUAUCCAAUUUCACUGCAAAGGGCAAUGGAAGUGUGUUGUCAAUACCAAAGGUGCAUGACAGGGCACAGGUCUUUCUUUCAUGUCCUUCAGACGGUAAUGAAGAAUGGCCAAGAUAUAUAGGCACUAUAACAAGAUGGUCUAACAUACCCAUUGUCCUUCCUUUCACUAAAUGUACUUCAAAGAAAAGAUUGUCUAUAUUGGUUGAAAAUCUGGGGCGUUUAAAUUACGGGCGAUAUAUAUUUGAUCAGAAGGGUAUAUUGUCCUCUGUUUAUAUAGAUGGAAGACCUUUGAAUAAGUGGAGAAUGUUGGCAGUUCCUCUCCAUAACCUAGAUGACGAUCAACUGGUCAAUUCUAUUAUUCCAAAUUUACAUGCCAACAUCCUAAAAGCAUCUGCAAGAUCUGCACGCAAGAAAUUGAAAAAUAAAAUAAAGCGUGAUCCAGAACCAGCUUUCUACUCUGGUCAAUUUACUGUCGACAAUGUUAAAGACACAUAUAUAUCACUACGUGGCUGGAGUAAGGGUGUUACAUUUAUCAAUGGCUUUAACAUAGGACGAUUUUGGCCGUCAUUUGGGCCACAGUGUAAUCUUUAUGUCCCUGCUCCAAUCCUUAAAGAGGGGGAAAACCUUGUGGCAAUUCUUGAGUUGGAAUCAGCAAACCCUGAUCUUUCAGUGACAUCUGUUGAGCAGCCUGACUUUACCUGUGGACCCUCAAGUUCAUAUGUGCAUCAACUCUGACAAAAGCAUGGAUGCUCUCACCAGCUUGUCACCACUACAAACUUACUAUCCAGGUUGGUUUUUAUAGGGGAUGAGGGUUUGUGGGGUAAACAGUUGAAACUUGAGUUUAAAUUGUUUUAAUGCUCCAGAAGAGGCAAAACAAACUAUACAAUUCAGAGUGCCAAUGGUCUGUGCAUGUAAAGAAUAAAAAGUGGGGAAAUUUUCUCAAGGAUUUGGUGUAUUACAAAGUCUUA
Messenger RNA from Ipomoea nil (Japanese morning glory), 2518 nucleotides. Its product is annotated as beta-galactosidase 17. The record is from RefSeq and is a predicted model, not a curated record. Gene Ontology annotation, molecular function: beta-galactosidase activity. NCBI's taxonomy places the organism in Eukaryota, Viridiplantae, Streptophyta, Magnoliopsida, Solanales, Convolvulaceae. Bases 141 to 2285 code for a protein of 714 amino acids. The transcript has 19 exons. Gene Ontology annotation, biological process: carbohydrate metabolic process. Gene Ontology annotation, cellular component: vacuole.